GUCUCUUUGGCACGCACUGUACCUUUGUGAAGUAUGGGAGGGCGCAAAUAUAUAGUUUGCAGGGGGCGCCAAACACCCUAGCGCCGGGCCUGAUGGGCACGAUAUGCGUGAUAACGGGGAUCACUUUAGAAAGCAGAUUGGGCGUGAUAAAUCAUUUGAAUACCACCUUUAAUGUUAUAUAUUACUUUAUUUAUUCCUUCUGUAAAAACAGCAAAAUGCACAGCACACAGCAUUGUGCAGACAUCCUCCAUCUUCAUUUAGCUGCAAGAUUUUAGCAUCUGAGUCAGGGUUUGGUUUUUUUUUCUUGGUCUCAGUACAGUGAUCUGUCAAGAGCGGAUUUAUCCCUCCUGUUGCUGAGCCAGUCAGCUGGAAGUAGACUGAACUGCUUAUAAUCCCCCCACAGUCGCCCCAACACAGACCCAGACCAAGCCCUUUUUGCCUGUGAAAGAUGAGAACAUUUGGCUUCAAUUGGAAGGAUAGUUGGCAGCCCUAACACAGCCUGGAUUUGUAACGAAAGUGAGAGAAAGAGAGGAGUUCUAGGGAAACUGAGAGAGGAAUGAUGGAAAGACAGGCAGGCAGGAGCUGAGCUCUCAGUCCUCUCAGACAAUGCUAGAGCAUCACUAGGUACAAUCACCAUAUUGCAAAGAGAAGAACAAAUCAGAGAGAUUAGACUAAAUUGCAAUUCACUCAUUGAGAUGAAAUAAGGGGAGAGAAAAAUAGAGGAGAGAAUUUUGUGAAGUAUUUUGUCAGUGCUCAGAUAAGCAGCAGCUGAUAGUCCGAUAAGAGAAUCAGAGACAUCUCUCAGGCCAUACUGCUCCAGCAGAGUGUAGUCAGACAAUAUGGACUGUCAGAGGGAUGAGGCUGCUGGCAAUACACAGAGGAGAGUCACCUGGCCCCUGCUUGGAUUAUUUGGUGUGCUGGUGUCUGUGGCUGGAAUUCUCGCUACUUCCACACUUGUGUCGUGGAAGACACAGGUAGACUCUGUGGUGGCUCCAGUUCCGGCUCUUCAUCUAGCAUAUCAUCCGUAUCACCUGAGGGCUAAACGUUACACCCUUACACCAGGCCUGCUGAAAUGGGACCAUUACAAUUUGACUUUCAGAAUUGUGUCAUUUCCAAGAAAUUUAAUAAAUGAGAGUGAUACGAGAAAGGGAAUAACAUCAGCUUUCCGCAUGUGGAGUGAGGUGACAGCCUUCCACUUCAAGGAGGUCCCUGCAGACCAGGAAAGCGAUCUCAAGAUUGGAUUCUAUGGUAUAAAUCAUACAGACUGCUUGGAGUCACGUAUUCAUUACUGCUUUGAUGGAACAACUGGGGAGCUGGCACAUGCAUACUUUCCUAAAACUGGGGAGAUCCACUUCGAUGACAGCGAAUAUUGGAUUUUGGGGAACACAAGGUUCAGCUGGAAGAAAGGGGUUUGGCUCACAGACCUUGUGCAUGUAGCAGCCCAUGAAAUCGGACAUGCCCUGGGGCUGAUGCAUUCUCUAAACGGCAAUGCCCUGAUGCACAUUAAUGCCACACUCACUGGGAAGAAGACAAUCUCCCAAGAUGAUAUGUGGGGAAUCUACAGUCUAUAUGGAUGCAGAGACAGAUACUUAAUGUGCGCCACCUGGGCAUACAAAGGGUACUGCGACUCCCGGAGGAUACCUAUGAAGAAGUACUGCCCAUACAGCUGUGACUUCUGCUAUGACUUUCCAUUUCCAACACGGAUGCCCACACCAAUACCACCCAGAACCAAAGUUCGUUUGGUUUCAGAAGGCCGGAACGUGACCUUUAGAUGCGGGAAAAAAAUUAUCCAUAAAAAAGGAAAAGUUUACUGGUACAAAGACAAUGAGCUCCUGGAAUACUCAUACCCUGGAUACCUUUCCCUAAAGGAUGACCACAUGAGUAUAAUUGCCAAUGCCAUCAAUGAAGGACUCUAUACCUGUAUAGUGAAGAAAAGGGAUCGAGUGCUGACCACCUACUCAUGGAAUAUAAGAGUACAAAUGUGAGAAAUCCAGUAAUUAAAUACAGAUUUUGACAACUUGGGGCCAACAGUUUGUCUGGCUGAACUUAAGCACCACCAUUUCUCUACUGCUGGCCAGUAUUUUAUUCAUUGGAUCAUGGACCUCAAUUCUCCAGAGCUGACACAGCUUGGUGGUGAUACAGUGGAAGUAUCAUUACAUUAUUGAGCUUUGCACAUAUUACUGCUGCAGUAAGUUUCCAUUUGCUAUUGAAGUAACAAAGCCCUUGUUCGUGCGGAUUUAGUGAAUUAUUUUGGUACAUUGAUAGAGCAGGUGACGUGUGGCUCUCCCAUUAGUGGUGAAACCACUAAUCCCAGCAUUCUCUUCCUACCAAAAGGCUGGUGGGCAUGCUAGGACUGUGCAUCACCACUGGUGGAGAGUCACAGGAUACAUCUGAUGCACAGCGUGUAUAUGAGGAAGUCUUGCCUUGAUGGCAAUUCAGAUGUUAGACAUCACAUUUACUUUUGCUGGGCUGUCAAGUUUCUCUCCGUUAUCAGCUGGCUGCAGAACUCUUCAUGUUAUUACGGAGAGGAAGUUUGCUGGGUAUAGAAGGGAACAAUAUAUCGCCCCUUUCAAUCCCGGCAUCUUAAUAUUUUAAAGUCUAGCAUCUGCAAAUUUUCCAUGUGUAUUUGUCAGUGCUAUUAGAUCACUGUAUUUUAGGUUUAAUUGACCAUUUAAAAGUGCUAUGAUAAACUAUUUCCCCUCUACAUGACAUAUUCAGGCCGUGUGUUUGUGAUCUACAUUUAGUUUGAGUAUGUUUCAUUUUACCAAAUUUCAUCCUUAAAGGUUAAUGCAACUAAAAAAUUUUGCUUCGAUAAAAUCAUUAUAUAAUUUACUGGAAUAACUACGGAUACUUCAUGCAGAAAUCGCUUUAUUAAAUGAAGAUAUUGUUGCUGCCUUAGAGACAGAUUUGUAAGAACAGACACUCCCUAUCAACCAUGGAGUCAACCGCUGCUAUACCAGAUUACUUUCAUGGUUUUAGGCUGGGUACACAGUAUACGAUAUAUCAUGCGUUAUUGGUACUUUUGACCGAUCGGCACGACCAUCAUAGAGUGUCUGUCCUAUACACCUGCCGUGGAUGAUUCCACAGACAACGUGGCAUUGCUACAUGAAAUAUGUAAUGAUACAUGGCGCCGCCAUAAGAUGCAUUGUGUAGUGUGAAUGGCGAUACGAUGUAUCGUUACAUCAUCAUUUAUGUGGGUAACCAGCUUUAGAUGCAACUGAGAGUCAGUCAUUAAAAUAGCCUGAAACCUCACACGGCAGCCAGGAUAUUUAUCCAUUCUAUGGGUAGGAAUUCAAUUGUUUUAUCGGGUGCCCAAAGUAAUGAGCACCCACCAGAGCUAUUCCAUUGGUACAACUGAUAAAAACCUAACUGGUCCAAUUCUGACACACAGGCAAAUAUAAUAGCUCUUGGAAACUUGAGUUGUGCAUUUUAUUUGUAUUGCUUCUGUAAACUGCUGGUAAUAUUUCAUAGGUGAUCUGAGAGGUACACACUCCCGGAGACACCAUACAGUCUCUCAUGGCCCCUUGUUAUCCUCGUGGUGCUACAUUUUUUUAUAUACAGUAUAACACAAUGAACAAUAGUUGAAGCUUUGCUAUGUAAGUAGUAGUUUUGUGAAAACUGGAAAUGAAAAUAAAACGUUUGUAAAUAUAUUAA
Pseudophryne corroboree (corroboree frog) is the source of this 3654-nucleotide messenger RNA. It is a transcript of the gene MMP23B, whose product is annotated as matrix metallopeptidase 23B. The transcript has 8 exons. Bases 840 to 1985 code for a protein of 381 amino acids. NCBI's taxonomy places the organism in Eukaryota, Metazoa, Chordata, Amphibia, Anura, Myobatrachidae. Gene Ontology annotation, molecular function: metalloendopeptidase activity; zinc ion binding. Gene Ontology annotation, biological process: extracellular matrix organization; collagen catabolic process; proteolysis. The record is from RefSeq and is a predicted model, not a curated record. Gene Ontology annotation, cellular component: extracellular matrix.